This is a messenger RNA of Aphanomyces astaci, 1252 nucleotides long. Its product is annotated as tetraacyldisaccharide 4'-kinase. Gene Ontology annotation, biological process: lipid A biosynthetic process. The coding region runs from base 11 to 1228 and encodes 405 amino acids. The transcript has 3 exons. Gene Ontology annotation, molecular function: lipid-A 4'-kinase activity; ATP binding. The record is from RefSeq and is a predicted model, not a curated record. NCBI's taxonomy places the organism in Eukaryota, Oomycota, Saprolegniomycetes, Saprolegniales, Verrucalvaceae.
CAAUUAUGAAAUGCUUGAAAAGGCGGCGAAAAUGAAGCACCGCAUUUGGCGCGCAGUGGAGCGACAAUUGGCGAUGGAGCCAGCCAAGCGACACCCGAUGAUUCAGUCGACACUGAAAGCUGCCACAUGGGUAUAUGCACACGUCAGUUCGCAGAAGCGGUUGCGGCAGUUGGCUCGCCGACGAACGCUGCCAGUGCCGACGAUUAGUUUUGGCAACGUCACUUGGGGAGGCACUGGCAAGACCCCUUGCUUGCACCACGUAGCUCGCAUGAUCAACUCCAACGGUCACACGCUUCUUCUUGUCUCUCGCGGCUAUGGCGAUGACGAAUGGAAGAUGUUUGCAGCCGAAUUUCCGCACAGUCUGCUCGCGAUUGGCAAGCAUCGCUACUGGAACGCCAUGGCCCAGUUGACUAGCCUCAGCAGCCCAGGGAGAUUUGAAGUGUACAUGCGAAACGCUGUUAACCAUCAAUCCAUGGAGUCCAGGACUCCAGACGAAGCUACCAACACGAACGACAUGUCCGAUUCUUCCCAUCCACAUGUGGUAGCUUUGCUUGACGACGGGUUGCAGCAAUGGGGGCUGAAGAAAGACUUGGAGAUUGUCAUGGUGGACUGCUACAACCCGUUUGGCAACGGCCACCUCAUCCCGUCCGGUCGGUUGCGCGAGCUGCCCGAAGUGGCCCUCCCCGCUGCCGACAUUGUCGUGCUGCAUCAUGCCAGUCAUUUAGAAGGGCCAGCUCUCAUGCAGCUUGAGUCUGCCAUUCAAUCCAUGGCUCGACCUGACACGAUCGUCGCACACUCUCGCAUGCGACUCACAAGUCUCCCUCUGGCCAAACAGUUGCACCAACACUUGCAUUCCCGGCACCAGCUCAAGCUUACGUUGCCCAGCAACGCCCCCAGCAACGAGUUGGUCGUGGGAUUGUGUGGGAUUGGAUGCCCCCAGUCGUUUCGCGAUACCCUCCGACAAGCCUUCCCCCACCGCAACGUCCAAAUGCAUGCCUUUCCAGACCAUCAUGCGUACACCGCAGCCGACUUGACGCCGAUUGUCGACGCCGUGCGCAACUCUGGGCGUCCGGUGGUCGUAGUCACGACAGAGAAGGACUACUUCCGGGCGAAGGACCUCCUGGACGACCACCUCCCGAGCCUCCGCGUGGCGCUGUGCGAGCUGGAGUUUAUUCGUGGCGGAGAGUUGAUCAAACAACGAGUGGAUCGCUUGUUAAAGGACGACUAACGACAUGGACAAUUCAUACGCAAA